Molecule: messenger RNA, 4633 nt
Organism: Engraulis encrasicolus (European anchovy)
Lineage: Eukaryota; Metazoa; Chordata; Actinopteri; Clupeiformes; Engraulidae
Gene: ddhd1a
Product: DDHD domain containing 1a
Exons: 14
Coding region: 427-3219 (930 amino acids)
Cellular component (GO): cytoplasm
Molecular function (GO): glycerophospholipase activity; metal ion binding
Source: RefSeq, a predicted model, not a curated record
GGUGAGUUGUUUGGACAUGAAAGAUUCCGUGGCUCUUCCGACAGCCGACGCGGACGGCUGUCAAAGAUGACUUAUCACAUGGAGUGAAGAACUAAACCGUCUAUGACAACGCCAACGUGGAUGGGAUUGUCUCGUUUGCCAGUUUACUUUAAUGGAAGAAGUUUCGGAAGAAGGACAAAACCUCGUCCGUGUCAUCCGACUGGUAUAGUUCUGUCAGCUAGCGAUAAGUUAGCUUAACUUGCUAGGUAAGGCUAUUUCCUGGGUGGCUUGGGGUUAAUGGGCGGCCAAGUGAGGUAGACAGACAGCAUGGCAAAUCCAUGACACAAGACAGUCCUCUCAUGGUGGCUCUCUCGGAAAAAAGUAAUGUCAGUCGUCGAUAGCAAACUGUCAGCUAGCUGGCUAAUGUCAUAACAUCCUGUCAAAGUUAUGAGCGGGUUUUCGAACAAGUCGCCAUUCAUCAGUCCUCCGCGGAGUCCCGGCGGUUCCAUUUUAUCACUGAACAACAACAAUCGCGACUGGGGUCUGGGCAGCGAUGUGUUCCUCUGCUCCUACGACGAGACUACCAUUGGCGCAGGGAUGCACGCGGUGCAGACCGGUUUUGACAGACACCUGCCGCUGCUCCAAGGCAGUCACCACCACCUACUAACCCAGCAGCAGAGUAAGAUGCUGGACGAAGCUUUCCCGACUUGUCAGAACAGGCACACGGGCGCCACUGCUCUCUAUGACUUCGCUAACACUAGCAGCUUUGACUACAACGAAAACCAAGGGAAUGACAAUGGCAAUGAAGUAUCCCCGCCACCACUACCAACAGCAGCGGACAGCAGGAAGAGGCAUCGCUCUAACAGCUCCCGUCACCGCUUCGAAGUUGUCACCGAACUGGGCCCGGAGGAGGUCCGGUGGUUCUACAAAGAGGACAAGAAAAACUGGAAGCCUUUCGUCGGCCACGACUCUUUAAAGAUCGAGGUAGCCUAUCGUAAAUACUGCGAACUAGACCCUGGCAGCAGAUCCAACCGGGCUGGCCCCGGGGGGUCUAUCGAAGUGCAGGACACGCAAGAAUCAGCGUCAGCGUCUGGGUCAGCAGUAUCGGACGCGGCACCACUCAACCAAGUGCCAACAUCACCACCAACUGCGCCAAGAACUUUAGCGCAUGGCUGUAGGGAGUCUGUGGAGAGAUCAGAGUCUUCGGAGGAGAGAGACCUGGACGGUAUAAAUGUCAGCGUGGAAGCGGUGUGUGUGAGAGGGGGUCUCUACGAGGUGGACGUCAGAGAGAAGGAGUGCUACCCCGUUUACUGGAAUCAGCAGGAGCGCAUCCCUGUGAUGCGAGGCCAGUGGUUCGUGGACGGCACCUGGCUUCCCAUGGAGGAGGAGGAGAGUCAGCUGAUCGAGGCCGAACACCUCGCGCACUUCAGAGGCCAACACACACAGGACACACUCGACAACCUGGACAACGAUGUAGUGGCCAAGACAGUCGACAGCAAGGACGUUCUCUCCCACCUGCCCACGUUCUACCUCACGUUCCUCUUCAAGUGGAGGGGAUAUCAGACGGGCACGAGAACGUGUCACAAGCGCAAGCGCUGUCAAGCUAUCCACAGUCUGAAGUUGAGUCGUAGCCAUGUGGAUUGGCACAGUGUGGACGAGGUCUAUCUCUAUAGCGACGCCACCACCUCCAAGAUCGCACGCACUGUCACGCAGAAGCUGGGCUUCUCCAAAGCCUCCAGUAGUGGUACUCGUCUGCAUAGGGGCUAUGUGGAAGAGGCCUCAUUAGAAGAUAAGCCGCCCCAGACCACUCACAUCGUCUUUGUGGUGCACGGCAUCGGCCAGAAGAUGGACCAAGGACGCAUCAUACGCAACACCGGCAUGAUGCGGGAGGCCGUGCGCAAGAUGGAGGAGAAACACUUUGCGGAGACAGAUGAGCACGUGGAGUUCCUGCCAGUGGAGUGGAGAUCGAAACUAGCGCUGGACGGAGAUACGGUGGACUCCAUAACGCCUGAUAAGGUGCGCGGCCUGAGGGACCUUCUCAACAGCAGUGCAAUGGACAUCAUGUACUAUACCAGCCCACUGUACAGAGAUGAGAUCACCAAGGGCUUGACGCAGGAACUGAACCGGCUGUACAUGCUGUUCUGCUCGCGGAACCCCGAGUUUGAGGCGCGGGGGGGCAAGGUGUCGAUUGUGUCCCACUCGCUGGGCUGCGUGAUCGCCUAUGACAUCAUGACGGGCUGGGACCCCGUACGCUUCAUCCAGCAGGAGCAGCAGGAGCUGGAGCAGGACGACACCACAUGGAUCAGCUACGAGGAGCGCCACGUGCUGGAACAACUGCAGAUUACACGACACAGGUUAAGAGAGUUGGAGGAGCAGCUACAGGGCCUGGAGGCCUCCAAACCCCUCGCCACCCCCGCUCUCAUGUUCAAGGUUGAGAACUUGUUCUGUAUGGGCUCUCCUCUGGCGGUCUUCUUGGCUCUGAGGGGCAUCCGGCCGGGUAAUGACGGGGUACAGGACCACAUCAUGCCCAAGGGCAUAUGCCAACGCCUAUUCAACCUCUUCCACCCCACAGACCCCGUGGCAUAUCGACUAGAGCCCCUCAUCCUCAAGCACUACAGCAACAUAGCACCCGUACAGAUACACUGGUGUAACACGAGCAAUGCCACCCCGUAUGACGAGAUGCGCGUCACGUUCCUGAACCCCAGUAAGGAGUCUGCGUCGUCGGACACUGAGAGCAUCCCCAGCCCCAGCACCUCGCCCCAGAUGCCCAGGAGGCACUACGGGGAGUCCAUCACCAACCUGGGCAAGGCUGGCAUAAUGGGAGCAGCCAGUAUCGGUAAAGGCAUCGGCGGGAUGCUGUUCUCCCGGUUCUCGCGUUCCAGCAGCACACCCUCGGGGGUCGGCACACCCUCCGAGUCCUCGGUUGUAGAGGGGGAGGACAAGAACGGAACGCAGACCCCCCCGCAGCCCCAGAGCCAAUCAGCUUACGGCCUGUCUACCAUGACACAGUCCACCUCUACAUCUACUAACAUGGACACCACUGUGGAGAUGGAGCACCGUAUCGACUUCGAGCUGCGUGAAGGUAUGGUGGAGAGCCGCUAUUGGUCGGCCGUGACCUCGCACACAGCCUAUUGGUCGAACCUGGACGUGGCACUCUUCCUCCUCACCUUCAUCUACCCGCAGAAGAGACAGGAUGAGGAGGAAGAAGAGGGAGAGGAGAACAGCGCAGACAUCGUCUGACUGACACACACACACACACACACACACACACACACACACACACACACACACACACACACACACACACACACACACACACACACACACCAUCUGUCUUUCAGUUACUGUGGAGACACAAGUACAGAAAAAACAGUUAAUUGUCUUUCCCUACAUAUUUGACUGUCAUACAUAUACACACACACAUACACACAGCAGUGCUGUGGACGUAUGUACUGUAUGUGGACAAACAUGCUGUAUGUAGCAAGCACACGUAGCAACCGUCAUCCGAACACCUGUUCAACUCCGUCAUCCGAACACCUGUUACCUGCCUGUAAAGACACCUGUGGUUGGUUACGUUUGAUCACAGGUGCCAUCUCAACUGUUGCAUUACAUCUGACACACACACACACACACACGCACACACACACAAAUACUGUAAGUCAUCAGUCUGUCCAUCCUGUUACCCCUGGCUGCCAAGGGAUGUUCUGUUCUGUUCUCAUCCUCCCUUCCUUCCUCCUCUCCUCUCCUCUUCUCUUCUCUUCUCUUCUCUUCUCUUCUCUUCUCUUCUCCCCUCUCCUCUCCUCUCCUCUCCUCUCCUCUCCUCUCCUCUCUCCUUAUCUCCUCUCCUCUCCUCUCCUCUCCUCUCCUCUCCUCUCCUCUCCUCUCCUCUCCUCUGUCAGACUCCUCUGUCCUCCCCUCUGUCUGUUUCCUCUCUCCUCUCCUCUCCACAUCUCUUCUCCUCCUUUCCUCCUCUCUACUCCUUUCCUCUCCUCUCCUCCUCUCCUCUGUCAGACUCUUCUCCCCACUCCCCUGUCAGUUUCUGGUGGCACACUCAUCAUGGCUGCCGAGAGUGGACACAACCCACAGCAGCCAUGGAAUCAUGAGGGCUAAAGAAUGUUCCGGAAUGUUCCAAUAAGGUUCUACUUCCAUCUCUUCGGAGACUGCAUAGUAAUAACACACCAGCAUGUACUGUAGGCCUACUGUAAGCUGCAGUUGAUCAUGUUACUGUACUGUUAGCUACAGUGGGCUCUGUUAAUGUGGAGAGGGCCGUCAUGUCUGAAGCAGAAUCCCAACCAUCUGGGCCUUGCACAAAUAGAAAUAACAUGCACGCACUCUAACACACACACACACACACACACACACACACACACACACACACACACACACACACACACACACACACACACACACACACACACACACACACACACACACACACACACACGAGCACAAGCACAAGCACACACACACACGAACAAGCACAUCAUGCCUUCUCGUUUCAGUCCAGCUGGGUCAGUCAGCUGUUACUGUAUAUGGCAGACUCUGAAAAGUGUAACAAUGACUCUGGAACUAAUGGCAACACACACACACACUCUUACAACUCGUUGAUGUCCUCUCAUCUCGUUCUGAUAUAUAAACUUCCUGUUUCCUGUGA